This is a messenger RNA of Beta vulgaris subsp. vulgaris (sugar beet), 2397 nucleotides long. RefSeq names its product zinc finger CCCH domain-containing protein 48. The record is from RefSeq and is a predicted model, not a curated record. The coding region runs from base 625 to 2025 and encodes 466 amino acids. Gene Ontology annotation, molecular function: protein binding; metal ion binding. Lineage: Eukaryota; Viridiplantae; Streptophyta; Magnoliopsida; Caryophyllales; Amaranthaceae. The transcript is spliced from 8 exons.
UAGAUAAGUAGAUAGAUGGUCGAGAUUAGGCGGAGUGUUCUCCUAAUCCGAAUAGUUUACAGAAUCCGGAACACUUAUGGUUUGAGGUUAUAAAAACACUAAUUGUUUGGCGGUGUAACCCCUAACCGUCAAAAUUUCUGGCGAUCACAAAAGAAAUUCAUCUCUUUCAGUCUUUCUACGAAGUUACAGAUUUCAUCCCAGUUUUCUUCCGAAUAUUUCGACGAUUCAAAAAAAUUAAAGGUUUGUUUAGGUCUAAAUUUUACCAUAUUUUGUAUGUUUAGCAAUAAAUAUUUGAGUUAGAACUAGUAAAUUUCCAAUUUUACUCGUUAGUAUGCGUCUAUGCGAGCACCGAAACGAUCACAAGAAGAGCUGUGCAUGUUGGGUUGAUUGAGGAUAUAUUUGAUUUGAUUUGUUCAUAUUAUUGUGCGUAUGGAGGUGAAAUUCGCUUGCUUUGAUAUGAAUGGGUCUGGUAAUUUUCAUGCGGAUUAUAUUUCAUUGAUUCCGAGAAAUUGUUGGGAUAGUGAGUAUCGAAGUUAUGCGUUUUAUUAUCGUCUGAUCGAAUGGAAGAGGAAAGCUGCACUUUGGAUUUGGAUUGAUAAAGAUGAGGAUUAUAGUUGUUAUUAGAUGGUAUGUUUUACUUAUGUUUUUCACUGUAGAAUGACGGAAACGAUGACGGAAACGAUAACAAGAAGAGUUGUGCAACAACACCACCGAGGUUCGUUCAGUUGGAAUCGUCGACCUUCCCCUAGCAAGGUCUGUAAGUUUUGGUUGGCUGGGAACUGCAGAAAGAACCCAUGUCGCUUUGCGCACACGGAUGUUACUGCACCUGUCAAUCGUGUUUUGCGCUUGAAUCGUUCGAGUUUUAGGGAGUCCCAUGAUCCCAAAAAAGAAGAAAAUAUUAGGGAAAGGAAGCAGAAUUUGUCCCUUAAGAAGAAGAAUGAGGUUAAAGAAUGUCAUCCUGAAGAAUGUGAGGAGAAAGUUACUCCAUGUGCCUCUGCUGAUGCUACAACAGGAGAUGUUGACAAGUCCCAGUGUACUAAGAUAUGUGAGCAUUGGAUGAAGAAUAGUUGUGUUCAUGGUAAAGACUGCAAAUUCCUGCAUUCUUGGUGUUAUGGCGAUGGAAUUACCAUGGUGGCUCAACUUCAGGGACACAACAAGGCUGUCACUGGAAUCACUCUGCCAGCAGACUCUGAUAAGCUUUUCAGCGGUAGUAAAGAUGGGACUGUAAGGGUUUGGAACUGUCAUACGGGUGAGUGCAUUGGUGUAGCUGAUGUGGGUUCACCAGUUGAAAGUCUGAUAAGUGAAGGACCAUGGGUGCUUGCAGGAUUACUAAAUUCUGUCAAGGUAUGGAACAUUCAAUCAAAUGCCGAAUUCACUCUUAGUGCAUCAGCAGGACAAGUUUAUGCCAUGGUUGCGGCUAAUGGAAUGCUGUUUGCUGGAGCUCAGGAUGGUUCAAUAUUAGUGUGGAAAUUCAAUGCUGAAACUUCCUCUUUUGACUCUAUCUCACCGCUGAAGGGUCAUAUGGGUGGUGUGGUCUCGUUGAUUUAUGGGGCUAAUAGGCUUUAUUCUGGUUCAAUGGAUAACACGAUAAGAGUGUGGGACUUAGAGACCAUGCAAUGCAUCCACACUCUUGCCAAGCAUUCUGAAGUUGUGAUGUCUGUUCUUUGUUGGGAGCAAUAUCUGAUAUCAUCUUCUUUGGAUCGGACAUUAAAGGUUUGGGCUGCCACUGAAGCAGGAGAACUGGAGGUGACUUAUGAACACAAUGAGGAGCAUGGUAUUCUAUCUCUUCGUGGUAUGCAUGACGCAGCAAAUAAGCCAAUAAUGCUGUGCUCAGGCAACGACAAUACUGUGUGUCUGUAUGAACUACCAUCCUUUGUUGAGAGAGGCAGGAUAUUUUCUAAGCAAGAAGUGCGAGGAAUUCACGUUGGUCCUGCAGGGCUUUUUUUCACCGGUGAUGGGACUGGUCUGGUGUCAGUGUGGCGAUGCUCAAGUGAUUCAACCGCAUCAUCGGACAAAGCUGCUUAAAACUGAGUAGCUCAGUUUGAUUAUUCGACAAUCCACUUCGUGAAAUAGAGAUUGUUUGCUUCCCCAUUGUAAAUGUAACUACAUUGAUACAAUUCACAUGUACAUAGUCAGUUGGUGUGGUUUACUCGCUUGUGGGUAUAGGUUCCUUUGGAACUUAUAAAAAGUGUCUCCUUUGGAGACCACCUGCUUGUUGAGUACGGCUUUUUCCUACCUCAAAGAGGAGGUUUUUGCCAGCAAAAACCUAUCCAACAUUAAUUUAUACAUUUUGUCUUGCCUUUCUCUAGAAAAUAUAUCAUUGUAAUAUUGGAAGAUCCGUUAGUAUAUUGUGGUUUUUUUAGCCAUGUAAAUUUACAGGACACUUCUUUUUAUCUA